AUGGGAUCUUCGACCGCUCAGGCGGGGGCAGAACCCGAUCGGAAGCCUGCAUCGAACACGGUCGAGCCGAAGCUGCUGAUCGAAAAGCCGGCGACUCUUUCUGGCAAAAUUAGCGGGCCGCCCAGGAACCAGUGGCUGCACCAUGCCAAGGCUCUAUUCACAGAGGGACACACCGCAUGGGACUGCCUCCUCUCAGUGGCUUGCGCUCAGAUUGGACAAGUCAUGCUCACCAUGCCUCACAGCAUGGCACUGCUGGGCAUCAAAGAAGGGAUUGUGGUGACCCUAGUCUCUGCUACUGCGGGUCUCUGGACAAUGUUUCUGCUGGUGAGCUUGUACUUGGAGAUGAAGGCCCGCCAGAUCAAAGCAGGCCAGUGGUACGACGCGAGUGGGCAUCGGCGGCAGGUCACACAGUAUCACGAGGUGAUGGGUUACUGGGGGGGUCCAGUCCUCAAGUUCUAUGCUCUUGUCUGGGGUGGAGUCCUCAUGGUCUUCACGUUUGUGCCUUCAUUCCGCCACUUCAGGGUCAUCAAUAUCAUUGCUCUGGUGGGAACUGCAUACACAGCGUGGCCUCACAAGAACGCGCAGGACUUCUUCGUGGGUGCUGCCGUGCUGGGGGAGUUUGGCCACCCUAUCGCUCUUGAAAUGGCAGACAAUAUCUACAGCGUGCUGCCAUACAGCAUCUGGAAGGUCAUCUCGGUGUGGCUCAUGAACAUCCACCAGCUUGUGGCCUUCUCCCUCUAUGUCGUGCCGCUGCUGUUCAUGUGGGAGAAGCUGCUCCGGGUGCACAGCAAGCCCUGGUACAUCCGCCUGCCACUGCGCCUGCCAGUCUCCCUGGCUCUCUACCUUAUUGGAGUGGCCUUUCCGUUCUAUGGGACCAUCAAUUCGCUGUACAAGGCGUUGGCAGAGCCCCUGACGGCAUUUGUCUUCCCCUGCGCCGUCUACAGCUGGGUCUAUCGCACCCCCUCUGCCCGUAACGGCGCUGUACUCAAGCCCUGGAAGUUUCUGCGCAAGGCGAACUGGCUGCUGAUCUGGGCCCUGAACAUCUCCAUUAUCAUCGUCUGGCUGUUCGGCCAGUUCGGAUUUGGUGUCUACUUCUCCUCUCUGAAGCUCCACAACAACAUCAGAAGCUUUGGGGUGUUUGCCGAAUGCUACCAAUGCAAAGCGCCUGCUCCAAAACUGCAUGCACCUGCGCUAGCGCCCCAUGCAGGCCACAACUUUACAGCUGGCGCACACCUGGCGCCAGCUUUUGCCCCGUACUCAGUGGCAAGCUCUCCGUUCAGCAGCCCUCUGGGGUGA
Molecule: messenger RNA, 1296 nt
Organism: Coccomyxa subellipsoidea C-169
Lineage: Eukaryota; Viridiplantae; Chlorophyta; Trebouxiophyceae; Coccomyxaceae
Exons: 16
Coding region: 1-1296 (431 amino acids)
Source: RefSeq, a predicted model, not a curated record